GCCAUGGUUAAACAACGUCGAAGUAAACAAAAUGGGGGUAGUUUUAAGGGAAAAAAAUAUCAACGUUCAAAAAGCAAAAAAACAAAACAAAAAGGUGGGUUUUUAACCGAUUCCAUAAACUAUGGAUUUAGUGACUCCGAUAAACAAACAGGUGGUCGAAUACGUAAAAGAAUGUCUUGGGUUCAAAGGGUCGGAAAAAUACGCUAAACUAUUAUCUUGCGUAGGCGGUAUCGUACAAGGAGAAUGGUCGAGACGACCUAUGAUGUUAAGUCCCGGUGCUAGUUACCGUCAACGUGGUUAUGGAAAAAAACAACAAGGCGGUAUUUUACCCCUACUGUUGGGUAUGCUGGGGAUGGGUGGACAACGCGGAGGACGAUUAAAACAACGGGGAGGAUUUGUAGGAAAAAAACAACAAGGCGGUAGUUUACAAUUACUAAAAAUAUUUGGAAGGCAGUAG
Paramuricea clavata is the source of this 457-nucleotide messenger RNA. The record is from the annotation of a GenBank genome assembly. NCBI's taxonomy places the organism in Eukaryota, Metazoa, Cnidaria, Anthozoa, Malacalcyonacea, Plexauridae.